AUGAAACACAGUAGCGACAGCAAUCGGCCGCAACCUCUCCGUCGGCAGAAUUCUCACCUGGUACACUUUUCAUCAAAUCAAAUCGUACCCGAACGGUCGUCAUACGAUAUCACCGCUGCGCAUCCCUCACGACGUAUUUGUUCAGAGGGACGUGAGCUGGCUGCUGCGACACAGAAAGCACGCUCAAGUCAUGAACAGGGUUUUUUGAAUCAGAAAUAUCUCAAGAACCCAUUUCGCAGGAAUCGGCAUGAAGGUGAGUUAUUGCGAGCUGAGCGAAUGUUGUUACGCAUUGAGUAUGCCAAGGCAAAUACUGUUCCAAGCAGCUACAGUGAUGUACAUGCCGGUAAGCUGGAGAGACGAACGAGUAUGCAUUGGCGUGAAUUUGUGCUUGCUGCGCGACCGAAUGCAGAAGGUCAUGUUGUCCUCUACUUUCAUCGCAACAGGACAAUUCCUGCGAUUGCAAAGAAUAUCACCAAUAUCAAAGCAACCAAGGAGAUUGUCCUCGAUCCGAAAUACACGAGCGCCAAUUUAUACUCGACACUCGAUAAGACGAUUGUCAUCUGGACAACUGACCCCAAGAAGAAGCGCGAUUGGAUAUUCAUCUUACGACCACGUACAUUGCAAACCAGUGUUGAAUGGUAUGCUUUCAUACAAACGCUCUUGGGUGUGAAGCGUCGAUCGUAUGCACUCAUGACUGUGCCGACCCUUGGUGUCAAAUUAAAGCUUGAAUUGCCGAGUUCAGCAGGAAAAUCCACAGACGACGCACAUUCACUUGCAAGCGAUGAUGGCAGUGAGGCAGACUUACAAAUGAAUGAUGAAGGUGCCGUUGUGGAUGGUGAGGGGAAACCCAUCACUGGCAACUACCUCAUCGACAAGUGUUUGACCAUGCUUGCCACAGAACCUUGUUGGCAGCCUGUGGUUCAAGAAUGGCGCCGUUCAAACCUCGUCGGGUUGUGUUGGCGUCGGUAUGAUCGCAUCGAGUGGCUUCAUGGACCUGGAGCACAGCGGUCUAUCGGACAAUGGGCUAUGGCUGAAACGCAUGAAUUGGAAUUACGUCCAAAGGAACAUUAUCCAACAAGUGUCACUGCUACGAGAAAAUUACCAGCCAUGGACGAGCCUGCUCCGAUCGAGGGAUUCCUUGUUCGGUUGACGAGCAGUACUGGCAGACAAUCACGAUUCGGCAAAGUCUUUUACAAACGCCUGUACUUCUCAACGCAUGAUGGACUCUUGUUUUAUGCAUUCCCAAUGAAUGCUACACCGCCGCCUCCACCAAGUUUCGUGCCAGGUGUAUCGGAAGCUGAGGCAGAGGAACUCGUCAAGGCUAGUCCUUUGGUGUACACAGUCGAGCCUUAUCCACUGGAAGACGGCAAGAUUACGUGGACGCGGCAUUGCGAUCGAGAAGUAUUUGCAAAGCAAGACAAGAUGGCCAUGACUGAAGCAGCGCGACGUGUUAAGCAAUUACAUGCAUCCACUGGCUACCUCGAUCUCACCAAAGUCGUCAAGAUUCGUUCGUACAAGCAAACCAAGCAAGAUGUCGACCAUGAUCUGGACCAUGGCGAUGGCGUCGACUUUGAUGGUGAGGAGGACGAGACAAUGGAUACAGGUGUGACCGACGAAGUUGACGAUGCGCGCAUCUUUGAGAUUGUACUCGACUCUGGCCUUGUUGUACGAUUACAGGCGUUCAACUUGGAAACGCGCAACGCCUGGAUCCGACAACUUCGACAAUUGGUGGUUUACUGGAAACGACGCCUUGCCGAGGACGAAAGUGCCCUUGCUGCAAUGCGUCGUGAGAAUAUGGAAACCUUGCGUAUCGAUGAACAACUCGAACCGCUUGUGGAUAUGGUUUGCAAUCGAUGGGAAGUGGCACACUGCGUCUCUGAACCCAAGCGAUACAAUUUCUGCUCCAUCACUUCCUGCCGUACGAUUGCGAUCCAAGGAUUACUCUACCGCAAACCUCGUGUCCAUUCUACAUUCAAGCGCUACAAUUGCGUCGUCUCUCAUGGCAAGCUGUUUGUGUACAAUCACUUUCACUACAAGGCAUCUGGCGACAUUGAGCAUCACAUUCACAACAGCAAGCGACAGGAGAUCGAUUUGAGCGACUGCUACAUCUUUUCGGGAAUGAUUACACAAGGCGACUUGCUUGACUCACGGGAAGAUUUCGAUCGACUUGGACCUGGUCGUCACUCGCUACCAAGAUUGUAUGCAGAUGGUUGGACCUCUCAGGAUGAUCAGGAAGCCUUGUGCUUUGUUUUGUGGAGUGGUCGACGUCGAGUGGCCCUAUCGCAGCUCGACAAGAAGGACUCGGGUCGCAAGAAAUCAGUGUCACGGCUCGGUGUUGCAGGUCACAGCAUGGUGUACUUGUGUCGCUGUCGCCAGGAGCGAGACUUGUGGGUGCAGAUUAUCUCGAGGGAGAUUGAACGCACAACGCAGGAGAGUCUGUCGUCGAUGUGA
Messenger RNA from Protomyces lactucae-debilis, 2451 nucleotides. Its product is annotated as Pleckstrin homology domain-containing protein. The record is from RefSeq and is a predicted model, not a curated record. Bases 1 to 2451 code for a protein of 816 amino acids. NCBI's taxonomy places the organism in Eukaryota, Fungi, Ascomycota, Taphrinomycetes, Taphrinales, Protomycetaceae. Gene Ontology annotation, cellular component: prospore membrane. Gene Ontology annotation, biological process: ascospore-type prospore membrane formation; protein localization to prospore membrane. The transcript has a single exon.